AUGGCAGCCAUGUCCCGCCUCCUGGGUGCCGUCACUGUGAUGGCCUUCACUGUCAUCUCCAGCACUGCCAUUCCCUUCACCGGCAAGCCUUUCGACCCCAACUGCGGCGUCAUCUGCAGCAACCUCGAGCGGCCCUACGAUGGAGCAGUCUGCUAUGAGACCAAGCGCGAGGACGGAACCUGCCAGCCUGUCUGGGUCAACACCGCCAUGCUCUCUACCCGCGGCGACGGCUUGAAGGAUGUCAACCACCCGGUUCCUAGCGGCCACCACCACAACCCCGCUCCCUUCGCCGGCAACCUCCCUAUCAUCAACGACCGCGAGGACGCCGGCACUUCUGAGAACUCCCUCGCCAAGCGCCUCCAGUUCGAUCUCGCACCGAAGCCUCAGCGCGUCUGCGAGUACGCGAACGAUACGGUCGUGGGCAACUCUGACAUCUGGGCCACCCUUGCCCAGGGCUUCAACGAGUGCGGCACCAAUGACAAGAUGGAGGUUCAGGGCAUGCUCGACUGCGAUGACUGGAACCUUUUCUUCUGGAUCGGCAGCAAGGACAAGUUCGAGUGCUGCAAGGGCGAGCGGCCCCCCCAACGCGUGAGGAAAAGAACAAAUAGCAACCUGGGAUAUGAAGCGUUGGACAGUGUCUUGGGCACUUGCACCUUGGAAGCUGAGAAGGGAACCUGGCUUCUGGCAUUUGUCAAGCAUCACCGCCAUACGGAGGAGUUACAGAAAUGA
Molecule: messenger RNA, 729 nt
Organism: Colletotrichum gloeosporioides
Lineage: Eukaryota; Fungi; Ascomycota; Sordariomycetes; Glomerellales; Glomerellaceae
Exons: 2
Coding region: 1-729 (242 amino acids)
Source: RefSeq, a predicted model, not a curated record